Messenger RNA from Paramecium sonneborni, 762 nucleotides. The record is from the annotation of a GenBank genome assembly. NCBI's taxonomy places the organism in Eukaryota, Ciliophora, Oligohymenophorea, Peniculida, Parameciidae.
AUGAACAACAAUAUUGAUCAGCUUUUAAGAGGCAGACCAAAAAUAUUAAAAGGAAGUUAAACAUUAAUAUAAAAUAAACCUACAUAAGAUUUUAGUUUGAAUUUAGAUAAAGCUUUAUUUACUAUGCAACCAGCACCUAGAUUGAUUGUACCAAAAGAAUUGAAUAUGGAAAAGAAGAAAUAUGAAGGAUCUGUAGAUUAAGUAGAUAUGUAAGAAUAAUUGUUGAUUAGAACUGAAUAAGAAUAUGAAAAACUAAUUCCAAAGAAAUCUAAAGAUCCUCCAAUUACUAAUAAAGAAAUUGUUAAUGAUAAAUAAGAAAUGCCUACCUAUGUUUUAGAAGAAGAGAAGACAAAAUAAGUAAGUAAAUUGAAAGAUUAAGUUUGUUAUGGAGGCUUUAAGUGAAGAGUUGGCUAGAUUAGAUUCAAACACAGAGAAUCUAUUACGAAGUUUGGAUUAAGAAAAAGAGAAGAUGGGAUUGAUGAAAUAAUAAAAUGAUGAAAUUGAAUAAUAAGUAAAAUAGAUGGUUUAAAAUAAAAGGUUAGAAAAUAGAAUCUCACAAUUGGAAGACUAAUUAAGGUAUUUUUAUAAUUAUAAUAUCAAAGAGUUCCUAAGGAAUUAAAACUAAAUCUAUUAAAUGCAGAUUGGAAUGUAGCUAAUGAGAGAAUUGAACUUAUGUUUAAAGAAAAUUAAGAUCUUUUUAAUGAAGCUGAUAUGAUUGCUCAUGAGUUUGCAAAAUAAUAAUUGGAAUACGAAAAUGAUUGA